Molecule: messenger RNA, 1233 nt
Organism: Blastocystis hominis
Lineage: Eukaryota; Bigyra; Opalinata; Blastocystidae
Exons: 2
Coding region: 1-1233 (410 amino acids)
Biological process (GO): regulation of ARF protein signal transduction
Molecular function (GO): guanyl-nucleotide exchange factor activity
Source: RefSeq, a predicted model, not a curated record
AUGUACAACGGACUUCACUGCAUUCAUCGACGCAUCGACACCAAGCUCGAAGAGCAGCAAGCGGCGAUCGAGAGCGGGAAAUCUCCCUUCCUCGACGACGCCGAAUCGAUGGACUGCCCCUACCACAUCAGUCCGCAGAUGCUCUGGGUGGACAAAGUCAAAAAGCGAACGCUGCAGGAAGGCGCGCUCGUGUUUAACGAGUCCGCGAAAGAAGGAAUCAAGUAUCUUCAGGAGGCGCAGCUCAUCUCCGACCCCGCGACUCCCGCGGAUAUCGCUCGCUUCUUGCGGUUUACUCCGGGGCUGAGCAAGUCGCAGAUCGGAGAAUACCUCGGGAAGAACCAGGAGGAGAACAAGGAAACGCUCUACGAAUAUGUGCACACGUUCGAUUUCACAAACACCACGCUGCUUACUGCGCUUCGAAUGUUCCUAGAUACUUUUUUGCUGCCUGGAGAGGCGCAGCAGAUCGAUCGAAUCAUGGAGUCCUUCGCACGACACGCCUACGAGCAGUCUGUAGACCACGACAUUCUGAUCAACCCGGACGUGACGUACUGCGUCUGCUUCUCGAUUAUCAUGCUGAACACCGAUCUGCACAACCCGAACAUGAAGCCGGAGCGUCGCAUGCAGCUGAAAGACUUCAUCAAACUGAACAAAAACUACGGAGAAAUGAAUCAUGGCCAGGACUUGACCGACGAGUUCCUGAUCGACAUCUACAAAUCCAUCGCGAGCGAGCAGAUCUUCACGAGCUCCAUCGUAUCCGAGCGCUUCCCUCCUCACCCACAGGCGACAAACGACCAGCUUCGAAACGAGCAGUGGGUGAACGUCAUUCGGCAGUCGCACAUCCCCGAGAAGCAGCAGUUCAUCGCGCAUUCGUCCGAGUUCUUCGAGCACUGCGCGCACUGCAGCGCCGGAAUGUACGACCGAGACAUCUUUUCCAUCGUGUGGUCUUCUUCGCUCGCCGCCGCCGGCGCGCUUCUCGAAGUCACCGAAGACCAUCGCUUGAUGGAGUUUUCGCUGGACGUGUUCGUGACGCUGGCUCGCAUCUCCGCGUUCUUCAAUCUCUCCGUAUCCUCUUUCCCCCUCUUUCAGUGCAGAACGCUCUCGACUCGCUCGUGUACUUCCUCACCAAGUUCUCCAGCAUCACGACGGAGUACGUCAAUCCGCAGGGCGCCAACGAUCCCAUCGAGUUCCUCGUGCGCCUCGGCGAAAACCCUUCUUCGCAAGCCUCGCUCGUGA